Molecule: messenger RNA, 6648 nt
Organism: Triplophysa rosa
Lineage: Eukaryota; Metazoa; Chordata; Actinopteri; Cypriniformes; Nemacheilidae
Gene: lmtk2
Product: lemur tyrosine kinase 2
Exons: 14
Coding region: 426-4703 (1425 amino acids)
Biological process (GO): protein phosphorylation
Molecular function (GO): ATP binding; protein kinase activity
Source: RefSeq, a predicted model, not a curated record
CAGGAAACAUGGCGCUCGUACGGAAAGGUGAUGCUGGAGCACUGUGUUUACUGCGCUUUUGAUUUCUCCAUCAACCUCCGAGCUUUACAAUGCCGGUGAACGACACAUCGGCACAUUUAAUCGUCCUAGAGAGGUAGUGAACACACGAGAGAGUUUAAACGAUGACAAAUCGCCGCAAAUAAGACGCCCGGAAGCGGUUAGCAUUAGCUUAGUUUCACGAACAUCACAGGACUGUCGUGCUAGCUAAAGCUGAUGACACAACAUAUGAGACGCACGAGGCAAAAUGUGUCUUUGACAAAACCGAUGUAGAUAUAUAGAUGUGUAAAGAUAUAGACGAACGAGUUCAUGCGUCGUUUGCGUUAUUUAUCGAGGUGUAAAAGCUCGUCGUAGGUGGUUGAGGUAGCGGAUUAGCCGCAGUGCUGAGGAUGGAGGCUCUCCGUGGAGGGGUGUGUGUGUGUUUACUGGGAUUUGCCACACUCGCACAAGCUGCUCCAGUCUCAUAUGAACACUCAGGAGUGUCUGCUGGAGACGCGGAUCUCUCUCUGAGUGUCCUGCUGCUCUCGUCUCUGGCUGUGCUGCUGGCCCUCGUCGUGUUGCUGCUCAACUGUGUUUCCUGCUGCAAAGAGCAAGAGAUCAACUUUAAGGAGUUUGAAGACCACUUUGAGGAUGAGGUUGAUUUCACACCCCCAGCGGAGGACACGCCCUCUAUGCAGUCACCUGCAGAGGUUUACACUCUGGCUGUUCCACCCGUUCCCCUCCCUGGACCCCCUCACCUCCAGCUGCCCCGUAUGGCAGACGUCUCAUCGGGUCCUCACGUGGCGCGACACUCUCUCAGCUACAUUCAGGAGAUCGGGAGCGGCUGGUUUGGAAAGGUUCUGCUCAGUGAGAUCUAUGCUGAACCUGGAUUCGCCCGAGUGAUCGUCAAAGAGCUGAAGGCCAACGCCAGCUCCAAAGAGCAGAAUGAGUUCCUUCAGCAGGGAGACCCGUUCAGGGUUCUUCAGCAUCCUAAUAUAUUGCAGUGUCUUGGUCAGUGUGUGGAGGCCAUCCCUUUCCUACUCGUGUUUGAGAACUGUGAAUUGGGUGAUCUGAAGAGUUACGUGUCUCAACACGAUUGGCUGUACAGGAAUGGAGAACUCCUGCAGCUGCAGAAAAUGGCCUGCGAGAUCGCCGCUGGGGUCACCCAUAUGCACAAACACAACUUCCUGCACAGUGAUUUGGCUUUGAGAAACUGCUAUCUCACAACAGACAUUACUGUCAAAGUGGGAGACUAUGGGAUCGGCCCUACAAGUUUUAAGGAGGAUUACAUCACCACAGAAGAUGACCAAUGCGUGGCUCUGCGCUGGCUUGCCCCUGAGCUGAUUGGUGAGCUGCAUGGAGGCCUGAUUACAUCAGAACAGACUAAACCCAGCAAUGUUUGGGCAUUGGGAGUGACAUUAUGGGAGCUGUUUGAUAGUGCAAAGCAGCCGUAUCCUCACCUGUCAGAUAGAGAAGUGCUCCACCAUGUGCUCAAAGAUCAACAAAUCAGACUUCUCAAGCCACAGCUGGAUUUACCCUACUCGGAAAGAUGGUAUGAGGUCCUGCAGUUUUGCUGGCUGCCUGUAGAUAAGAGAGCCACUGCUGAAGAGGUCCACCGUCUGCUCACUUACCUCCGUAUGCAGGGCCAGAAAGACGUGGAGGAUGACUUCGAGCAGCGCUGGAGCUCUCUAAAACCCAAUCCCACCACUCGACAAGCCACCAUCAGUCACUCCUCCUUCCCCAUCCUGGAGCAGUUCGAUGACGGCCGAGAACCAGACGAGGUGCUCACAGUCACCGAAACAAGUCGAGGACUGAGUUUCGAAUACGUGUGGGAGGCGGCCAAGCACGACCAUUACGAGAGUCACAGUCGGUCCUCCAUGGACACCACUCUGAAUUAUCACAGCAUGUUCUUUCCAGUGCCACAGCAGGAUAUUCAUGCUCAGUUCCCUGACACUGAAGCUAAAGUCCCAGGGACGUUGCCAGUGUUUGAUCCACAUAAAGCAUCCUCUGGAGAUGAGUACUUUAUUAAGUUAGAGGAACUGGACGAGAGCGACGUUGGGAUGGAUGAAAGUCAAGGUGCUGAGGGUACAAACCCAUCGGAGCAGCAACAGUACAUGGUCUUACGGGAUGUCAGGCUGGAUGAGUCCAGCACAGAUGCAGAUUUCUUUCAUCAAAGCAUUGACUCAAAAGACUCAUACCUUCAGGAUAGCCACAUCUGGUCCUCAAGCGAACAUGAAAGCCCUUACCAUACAAACAUUUUUGGCGAGGGUGAUUCGAAAUUGGAAGAUUCUCAUUCAUUCAGGGGAGGUUUUAUGGAGAUGAAGACAGAUCCUGAAGGAGAAACAAACGGUACAGAGGCGAGCAAUACAUUUCACAAUUCUUUUUUAGGGUUUGGACCAGAAGCCAUUCAUUUGGAGGUGUCUGAUCAAGAGAGUGCAGAUGUGAUGAAGCUUCUGAACACUGACAAACUAACCGAAAACUUUUUGUUCCUCAAAGAUAACGGCUUGCUAAAGGACCAAUCUGCUUCGUCUCUCCCCGGGCCCAUCAUAGAGACCCAUGUCUCAGAUAGCGUAAACCUUACAGGUGCGUCUUUGAAAUCCGCUGAGAAUUGUAUGCAGCUUAAAGAUGAAUUCUUGGACUUAGUCAGCCCAAUUCUAGAAGAUUUUCUGUCGCCUUUGAAAGGAAAUGAAUCAACAGUGCCUUUAGACAGAUUCAUAACAGGAGAAACCUGUAGCAACCUGCUGCCACAUACAAAUGGCUCUUUGCUUUCUCCAAAAGCUUCUUCUUCCGAAUCUACCUCUGAGAGUGUCGAGGUCAUUGUUGACAGUCCAUCCGACAGUAAUCAAUCCCUUGAAAGUGCCACUACAGUUACUUUGUGCAUAGAUGCCAAACCUCCCAGCUUUGAAGAAUGUUUUGAAACCUCAAACGAAAAUGGACAGGAUUUAGGAAUUGUUGAGUCGAGUCAGCUUAGCUUUACUGCUACUGAAAGUGGCCUCACUGAUGGUCUAAGUAAUGAAUUGAUGAGUGAUAUCAUAAUGGAACUGGACAAGACGAUGAGCAAGGAUAUUCCACCACCAGAAUCCAUCCAUCAAGAUGAAACUUUACUGGCCAACCGUGUAACUCAGGACAUGUCCUCAGUGUUGAUGUCCGAAUCGUCUCUCGACCAAUUAAGUCAGGACAGCCUACUGGAGGAUAGCACCUUAUCCACUCUUCCAACCAUUGAGAACUCGGCCGAAACACCCGAUUCGUUGGAUUCUUUGGACAUUCAUAGGGACGUGGUGCAAUCCUUGGCAACUCCUGUUAAUAAGCUUCAACCACCGUACAAAGCUGCUGACAGUGGGUAUGAAACUGAAAACUUGGAAUCACCCGAGUGGAACUCUCAGAUUGGCGUGAGGGAUUCGUCUGAAGAGAGUUCAGUAGGUGUUGCUGUGGAACCUACAGCACUGGUACCUCCAGAAAUUGUCGUGUUUGAGGUGGAUAGUGUACCUGAUGUUCAGGUUAAUGGUGAUGACCAGCGACAGCCUGGUGACGUGCCCUUGAGUGGAAACUACAGGGACUCUGCUUACUUCUCAGACAAUGAAGAGCUCGAUAGGAAGAGUGAUGACGUCAAUGGAAGUGCUCCGGCAGAUGAAGCUCUUGUUAUCGAGGAGCAUUCUGCGUCCGAGACUUCAUCUGAAGACCCUACUCCAGAAUCAGCAAAUGGUGAUGCACAGAGGACUCCUCUUCCCGAGUUGGUUCUCGGCACCGAGGAGGACUGGAGCCAGGAUAAACUGUUGUCUGGCUCUGAGUUUCCUGAUCUUCUAUCAGACCAAACUCAUUCCCAUGAAGACCCAGAACAUGCAGCGACCUUCUCUACCUCAACGCAGCCCUCCGCAGAUCUCCGGGUCCAUGCGAAGCUAACAAGAACCUAUGCUGGAGAGGGAACGAAGAAGAAGGAGUCGGAUAUGGAGGGGAGGUAUCUAGGCAAGCUCGAUGGAUCCUCGCUGGAAUACGGGCCAGAGGAUGGGAUGGACGCCGAUGAAGAAGACGAGAACAGUGAUGAAUCUGAUGAUGACGUGCGUGCUUACCGGUUGCACAGUUCCAGCUCUGAGUGUAGCGAGGACGAUGUCGCGCACCCGGUCCCUGUUAUCAUUUCGGACGACAGUAGUUCCCUCAACCUCAAAAGCUUGCUGAAGCCCAGAUCCUCCCAGAAUGCUAAAGCAACAACAGAAGAGGGCAGUGACAGACGUGGAGUGUCUUUCUUUGAUGAUGUAACGGUCUACCUUUUCGACCAGGAAACCCCAACAAAGGAACUUGGCGAACAUGCCCUUGACCCCAGUAGCCAAGUGUCUGAUUUCAGCAGUCCAGUGGCUUCUUCCAGCUACCUUAAUAGAUUUACAAACUCCGAGAGCUCCACAGACGAAGAAGGUGGUGCAUUUGAGUGGGAUGAUGACUUCCCAUCUCCAGAGCCCAAUUUCCUCUCAAAGUCAACCAGUGAUCAUUCUGUUCAGACAAGCGCGUCCUCUGCAGCUUCAAAGUAUUUCUCUCCACCCCCAGUGAACCGCACCCUGGAACAGAGCUGGAACAGCCCCUCCAACUACUCCCGCUUCUCCAUCUCCCCGGCCAGCAUGGCUAGCUUCUCCCUUACCCACCUCACAGACUCGGACAUUGAACAAGGAGGAAGCGGUGAAGAUGGAGAAAAAGAUUAGAUGGACAUUUUUAUGUUGAAGAAAUAGACAUGUGGUUUGAAGGCUUUUGAGGAGUAUUUAUUUGAGAAAAGGAAGGGGACUGCACAGACCGAGCUGUCGGUGUCCAUGACCGCUUCCUUUAUUCAGCAGAUGAGUUCCAGCCAAGUCAACUUUCAUUUGCAAUGUUUUUCAUUUGUGCUGUUUGGAGGAACUUUGCUUCACACGCUUCCCAAGUGUCCUGCCUCACUUUUGUUGUUUGUAAUUGUACGCAGAUCUCCUCGCUGUUCAUUUUAGUCUUGAGCAAUGGAGCUGAAGUUCACGGUUCAACCGGAGGACCCUCUCUUAAAAGCUACAGAGCCCACGGGCUCAUUCGUGCAAUUUAAAUCAAAAGACACUUGCAUUUUACUUUAACACACUGGAUUUUAAUUUUUUAAGGUAAAAUCUAGUGUGAUGCUUAUUUAUAUGAUCACGUGAUGGUUUAGAUAGUCAUGUCAGUAUGCCUCUCCAUGGAUAUGUUUGUACAGUGUUUGCGUCACAUUUACCCAAACAAAAACAUGCAUAGUUUUAAUGUUUUAUAUAAGAUGUAGAAGUCAGCAUGUGGGCAGCUGAGGAUUUGGGAGAUGAAACGCUAAGAAGUCUUAAAGCGAGCGGGUUUUUUCCUCAUGGCAGUUUAUUUCUAAGGAUUAUUUUUAUCUGACGAACAGCACAUCAGAGCGUUCAUGUGAUGCAUUGUCUGCUUGUAUGGUGAAUGGAUCAUUAUCAUCAGUGCCUGCAAGAGCCCUUGAUCAAGAUCACAUUAGGACGCCCAAUGCUCCCAUUAGCAAAGAUUCAGACCCAUCCUCUGAAUCCUCUCUGAACUUCAGGUGUGUGUCUGAAAGAUUCAGUACAACGGUAAAUCUUACGAAUUUCAGCGUAGUAAUGCAUGAAAAAAAUUAAUUAGGAUUUUUGCUAUGUGAUAUAAUUUUCAUGACUUUAUCAUUACUGUAAUAUAAAAACAAAUAAUGAUAAUAAAUUCUCAAGUAUUUGUACAUUAUGGUACUGAAAUACAGAAAUCAUGUCUAUGUGAAAUAUAUUUUUAUUUUGUGGUAUAUUUAAAUACGACCCAAAUAUUUCAUAACAAGCAGAAAUUUAUAGGAUCCAAAGGUGACGGCUGCUUGUGGCGUUACUUCGAAAAACCACUAAAAGAAAAACAAAACUCUUUAAAUUCCUGAUUUCAAAAUGAGAUAGGAAGUCUUUUUUCAGUCAACCUCAAAGGUAAUUUUCCUAGGUGAUGUGAAUCAUAUUUGCCAAUCUGCUCAGAUGCUUUUUUGGUUUGAUAAUAGCAAAGAUGAAAAGAUCAAAACCAAUGUACAUAGACGCAUCAAAUCACGAGAAAACGACAGAUUGAGCAAGAAUAACUUUUGAUACCACUGAUGUUUUCUUGAUUCGAUAAUGAAGAACACUGAUUUUGGUGCAACAGCAGAUUGUAUUGUGUCUUUCUGGAAUGAUGGGAUACAUCGGCGUCCUGUUGUAAUUCAGUACAUUAAUGCUGUAUGUUUUAGAGGAGUUGACUCUCUGUAUUACCAGCACGCAAUUUCACUUCAGUUUGAGAUUUUAUGGAAGUAAAUUUGUUGGUUUUAUUUGACAGUAUAUUUUGCUUAAUCUUGCACAUCUUUAAAGUGUAACUUAAUGUUGAAUUGUACUGAUGUAUAUAAAUGUUUAAUUUUUGUCUGUAAAUUGGGAACGACGUAAGACGUACAGGUACGAGGGUUCAUUUAGUAAUUUAAAGCUAAAAUGAGACAUAUCAUGGGUGUGAGAUGAUUGAAAUAAAUGGGGAAAUGCAGGUCAUCAUGUUGUUAUAAUUUGUACAUUUUAAAAAUGGUGAUAUUUUUACUUCAUAUUGAUGAUGAUCAUGCUUGGUGUCAUUGAAGGAAUGGUUUAUAAUGAAUUACCCUGUUUAUUAUGGAAUUAAAUGAAAAUCAACUUC